UUGAACAGGACCAAAUUAGCAUAUAAUAGUAAUAAUAAAUUAAUCUAUGCUGCAUAGAUUAAUUUAUUUAUUUAGUACUUUAUGGCCCUGUUGACAUCAUCUUCUAACCUAACUUCUGCUUUUAUCAUCUUUUUAAUUUUAGUUUAAUAAUUUUUACAAAGCAAAAUGGAAUCUUCUGAACGUCUUUUUAAAGAAAAAACAAAUCAUGUAUUUAGCGAUGCUAUUCAAGUUUUCAUAAAACAAGAAGAGAGUUGUGAAACAUCUAAUGUUAAGACUGAAGAUGUAUUCGAAAAUGUAACCCAUAACAGAGAAGCAUUUAUAGAAAAACCUGAAAGUAAAAUUAAUUCCAAUGGCUCACCUGAACAAAGUUAUCCUAAUGCCUUCUCAAUGGAAGAAAACAUUGAAGAUAGAAAAAAUUGUCAACAAGAAUGUCACCUUUGUGAGUUUUCUUCUCAAAAUAAAUGUGAACUCCACAAACAUAUUGAAAGUGUUCAUUCAAAGACACAUAAGUGUGAUAUAUGUGAUUUUGAAACGAGUUGGAAAAAGUGUCUAAAAUCACAUGUGACAACUGUUCAUUCGAGUACAAAGUUACAUAAGUGUGACAUAUGUGAUUUUGCCACGAAUUAUAAAUCGGUUCUAAAAAAUCAUAUAGAUAAUAAACAUUUGAAUUUAAAACAUAAGUGUGAGAUAUGUGAUUUUGAAACCAAUUGGAAAACAUGCCUCAAAGUGCAUGUAGAUUCUGUUCAUUUGAAAUUGAAGCAACAUAAGUGUCAUUUAUGUGAUUUUGCUUGUAACCAAAAGGGUAAUCUCAAAGUACAUGUAGAUUCUGUUCAUUUGAAAUUGAAGCAGUAUAAGUGCCACUUUUGUGAUUUCAGUUCCCAUUUGAAAUCUUCUCUCAAAGGUCAUAUAGAUUUUAUUCACUUAAAUUUGAAGGAGUACAAGUGCCAUAUAUGCGAUUAUGCUUCAAAUCACAAGUCUCAUCUCAAAAGACAUAUAGAUUCUAUUCAUUUGAAUGCAAAGCAACAUAAAUGUAAUCUAUGUAAUUUUGCUUCUAAUCGUAAGUCUUCUCUCCAAUCACAUAUCGAAUCUAUUCAUUUAAAUUUGAGGGAAUAUAUCUGUAUAUUAUGUGAUAAUGGAUUCAAUAAAAAAUCUAGUCUAAAGCGUCAUUUAAAUACUGUCCAUUUGAAGAUGCAAAAAUGAAAAUGUGAUCUUGUCUGAAAUUAUAAAUCUUACACUCAAUUUUAAAAAUUAGAAAAUCUUGUUUUGGAAAUAUGGAUGAAUAUGUAAUAAAGUGAUAUAGUAAUAAUGUGUGCAAUAGUUAUUUUGAAUAUAUUUUAUUGUAUUGUGAAGUAAUGCAUGUUUCAAAAUGAAUACAUCACAAUUGUUAUAUCUGUUCAUAAAAACAGGUUUUUUUGUAAAAUAUUAUGAACAAAUUUAAGAAUAAAUAGUAACAGUAACAG
Messenger RNA from Harmonia axyridis, 1460 nucleotides. RefSeq names its product zinc finger autosomal protein-like. Lineage: Eukaryota; Metazoa; Arthropoda; Insecta; Coleoptera; Coccinellidae. Gene Ontology annotation, cellular component: nucleus. Gene Ontology annotation, molecular function: RNA polymerase II transcription regulatory region sequence-specific DNA binding; DNA-binding transcription factor activity, RNA polymerase II-specific. The record is from RefSeq and is a predicted model, not a curated record. Bases 166 to 1200 code for a protein of 344 amino acids. Gene Ontology annotation, biological process: regulation of transcription by RNA polymerase II. The transcript is spliced from 2 exons.